Messenger RNA from Conger conger (European conger), 1853 nucleotides. RefSeq names its product choline-phosphate cytidylyltransferase A-like. The transcript has 11 exons. NCBI's taxonomy places the organism in Eukaryota, Metazoa, Chordata, Actinopteri, Anguilliformes, Congridae. Gene Ontology annotation, cellular component: endoplasmic reticulum. Gene Ontology annotation, biological process: CDP-choline pathway. The record is from RefSeq and is a predicted model, not a curated record. Bases 390 to 1517 code for a protein of 375 amino acids. Gene Ontology annotation, molecular function: phosphatidylcholine binding; choline-phosphate cytidylyltransferase activity.
GAUGUCCAUGCACACCCAAUUCAUAUUUUUAUUUUUAUUUGGGCACGGGGCCAACACACCACAAGAACAGUAUAGUACUGGCACAUCUUAAUAUACAGCAUACAGAAUAUACAACGCAUAUGCUAUGACAUAACUCUCUACCAGUGCAUAAAGACUUCCUUGUGCCACCGCCAGGCGGCAGAAAGAAAGCAGAUGGGCGGAUACGAGCAUUGUAUCUGCAAGGCCACCUCACUUCCUCGUAGUUCCUGUAUCGCUGUCAUCCAACUGGUUCACUGUGUCUUUAAAGCGCACAGUCGAUAGCAUCUAUCCGGCUACAUCCCAAUAUCAACACGCCCGGCCCUCCGCUCACGGCAACAUACCGACAGGUUUAGAGACUCCGUUCGGGCCGUAUGGCACUACUCAAGACUGGGGCACGGCAUCACGGAACUGGCUGUGCUCAGGACAGUGAGUGCUUAACAACCGGAGACCCGGACAUGGAGCCCCACAGCUCGAAACGGCACGUCUCCAAGAAGAGGCGGAGGGAGGGAUCCAACGGCGAAGCGGAGGACGGCGAGCGGUUGGGGAAGCUCCCCCGCUGCACCGUAGGCGUGAGUGAUCCUGCGCCCUUUGCAGACGAGCUUGCGUCACCGACCACGCCCUACCUGCGCGUCAGCAUGGACGAAGCACGCAAGGGAACCCCACCGGAGCGACCGGUGCGGGUGUACGCAGACGGGAUCUUCGACGUCUUCCACUCGGGCCACGCCCGCGCCCUGAUGCAGGCCAAGCGGCUGUUCCCAAACACACACCUCAUCGUGGGCGUGUGCAGUGACGAUCUGACGCACAAGUUCAAGGGCUUCACCGUGAUGAACGAGGACGAGCGCUACGACGCCGUCAGCCACUGUCGCUACGUCGACGAGGUCGUCCGCGACGCUCCCUGGACCCUCUCCCCCGAGUUCCUCGCCGAACACCGGAUCGACUUUGUUGCCCAUGACGAUAUCCCAUACUCCUCUGCGGGGAGUGACGACGUUUACAAGCACAUCAAAGAGGCAGGCAUGUUUGCACCCACUCAGAGGACGGAGGGCAUCUCCACCUCUGACAUCAUCACGCGCAUCGUCCGCGACUACGACCUGUACGUGCGCCGGAACCUGCAGAGGGGCUACACCGCCAAAGAACUCAACGUCAGCUUCAUCAAUGAGAAGAAGUACCACCUGCAGGAGCGCGUGGACAAGGUGAAGAGGAAGGUCAAGGACGUGGAGGAGCUCUCCAAGGAGUUUGUGCAGAAGGUGGAGGAGAAGAGCAUCGACCUCAUCCAGAAGUGGGAGGAGAAGUCACGCGAGUUCAUCGGCAACUUCCUGCAGAUGUUCGGGCCAGAGGGGGCGCUGACAAUCCUGGAGACAGUUGGGACUCAUUUCAGGAUUUACCAAUGGUGUAAGAAAAUUUCACAACAAGCAAAAUGUUUUCUACUAGAGAGAAAACAUGAGAUCUUAAGUCAUAUUAUAGGACUGAAAUGCAUGUUAAGACUAAUUAUUUUGCUGUGAGAAGCAUUAUGUUUAUCUAUCUAUGACCUGCUUCUCUUAAUAACGUAGCUAACUUGGUGACUUGAAAAAUAAGAUCUGAAGUCUUGUUAUAAGACAAAAACGCACGUUAAGCAUGUUUUUGCAGUGUGACGCAUUAUGCCUAUCCAUGGAAACGGUGAAGACCAGCCCACAAGAUGACUUAAAACUGUCUUAAUAACCAAGCUAGCUUGAUGACUUUGUACUAAGUGGAUGUCCGGGAUGAGAGUUUGAGUUGAGAAUGUGUGUUGUUCUGAAUAAGGGUAUGUGCUAAAUGAAUGUAAUCUAAUGUAAUGUAACGUAACGUAACGUAAUGUAAUG